Molecule: messenger RNA, 1300 nt
Organism: Polistes dominula (European paper wasp)
Lineage: Eukaryota; Metazoa; Arthropoda; Insecta; Hymenoptera; Vespidae
Source: RefSeq, a predicted model, not a curated record
UUAAUGAUCACAUUUUUAUAUAAAUAUAUAUUAACGAGGAAAUAUUGAAGUAUAGUUAACUUGGUUUCUUUGAUUUAUGUCACGAAUGGUGCAUUCAACCAUGAGGUGUAUAUAUUAAACUAAUUAUAUAUAAAUGGUACUUACUUUUUUUUAAUGUUUAUUUUUUUUUUUUUAUGAAACUAUUGCACGAUACUGAAAUACUUCGUUAAAAUCAAAUACGAUCAGUUUGAGAUACGAGAAUCUAGUGUUAACAUCUUUUCGUGUAACAUACUUGAAGAACACUUUUUUUCUAGGAUUAUACAAUUAUAUAUAUAGUUAAAGAUGUCUUCGUCGUUAUCUUAUCAUCGUUGGAUCAUUGGGUCAUGGUUUAUGUUAAUUUUUUUAAUUGGAUCGAAAAUUGUUGAUUCUCAAAAUUCAUACUUAACACCAUACGGAACUUAUGAUCAAGAUGAUUACAUCGAAAUAAACGAUCAUGUCAAAUACAACCAACCGGAAACCUAUUAUUACAAAUACUCACGUCCUGUUGAUAAUUCAAAUUACGAAAAUCAUUUACCAGGAAUGAAUUUACCUUCAUAUUCAGUGAAUUACGAUUACGUUUCACCAUCUCAGGAUAUUCUAAAUCAAAAGUUACUACCUUUUAAUGAUAAAAAUAAUAAUAAUAAUAAUAAUAAUAAUAAUAAUAAUGAUUGGACUAAUGAAGAGAUAAUCGAUAAAAUGAAUUUGUUGGAAAAAUUAUUGUCAGAUGACGAAUCAAACGAUGAGAAAGAAUUUGAGAUGAAAAAUUCUAUCAAUGAUAAAAUUAAUUUAGAUUCAAUCAUGACGGAAGAUACUAAAAGAGUGGUUAGACAAGUUAGUAAACAAAAGCCUGGAUUUUUUUGGACAAUUGCAAAAGUUACGUUUGAGACAUUCAACGAUACCAUAUCAGCAAUUAAACAAAUAAGUUCAAUAGUUAGUAACAGUAUUGGACCAGAUACAACAACUAUAAAAUCUACCAGUAGUGAUUCAUUGAUGGCAUCUAGUGAAACAUUGAAAGAUCAAAAUGAAACCACAGCAACUAUGGAACAAACAACAACAGAAAGUUCAACCAAUCAAAUGCCUGCAAUAACAAGGAGUGAAUUGCAAACUUUAAUUGUAAGGAAUAUCAAAGGAUUAAUUCGAUUAUUUAAUAUCGAAUGGCAGGAUGCAAUAAAACAAUCUGAUAUCAAUGCAAAUGAAUUUAGAAAGGAUCUUGGUAAACAGAUAGUUUUUCUCAAUCUACCUGGCUGGCAAUCGUAUCUGGACCGGUGAUGCAGAAUGAAAG